GGCGCAGUCCAUUUUGGCUGGCAGAGCGCAAAGCAAACACCACUCGCUGAACUCCACCCCACACCCUACACCACACCAUAGCACCAUGUCUGAGCCGAGGCUGCUGUUCAGCGGGUUUCUGACCAAGCGUGGGCACAUCCGGAAGAACUGGAAGCGCAGACACUUUGAACUUACAGAUGACAAGCAAUUAAGAUACUUUGUCGUCUCUUCACACAGACACGAGGCUGGUCGCCUUGAUCUGACACGGUGCACGCAGGUGGCGCCAGGCGGCCGAUGCAAGAUCUCAUGGUACUCUGGCGCAAACCCGCACCUGUGUUUCGGCGUCUUCACGUCCAACAAAUCCCUCUACGUGUUUGCACAAACCAAAGAGGACCUGGAGGCAUGGCUGCAGGCGCUCCGCUCCGUUGUGCCCAAGGGUGUGCCCGUCACCACCGCGGAGGAGAUUGCGCUGUCGUGGGAAGGUCGGCGGCGCUGGUCAGCAGUCCCCAAAACACAAGACGAGGACAUCAUGUAUCGCGUGACCGUGUUCCCCAACGGCAAGCGCGCCGGCGGGAAAGUGCUCGAGCUGCCCACCAGCUUUGACAAGCUGCGCAUCGUUGCCUCGGACGCUAUGGGCUUCCCAGUCGGCGCCGUCUUCGCACCAGAUGGGACCCAGAUCAAGGACAUUGGCUUUGUCAACGACGACGACGUGCUGGUUGUGUCGUCGGGGGAGCCGUUCAGGUGCCCGCCAGAUGCGGUGUGGCAGCCACGCCUCAUCGGCGCUGCAGCAGAGGGCCUGGAGGGGCUGGAGGGCGUGGAGUCGAGCGACGAGGCCGACGACGAGCAGGACGCAGAGGCGAAUCUGGAGACGAUGCUGCAGGAGCUCGAGCACGAGGCGUCGGGGCUCAAGAGCCGAUUGGAGGACGGCACCGCUCUCGACACCAUAUUUGAGGGCGGCGACGACGACGACGACGACGAUGACGGGUACGACAGGGAAGACUACGACAACAUGGACCUUGCGUUGGACGACCCGGAGGACCCGUACAUCUCGCUGGCGGACAUCAAGGCGAUGCGGCAGAUGGACGAUGCGCCCGAGACGGCGCCAGGCAGCAGGAAGGCGUCAGGCAGCGUGGACACGGGGUACAUGGACGUGGCAGACACAGCUGCAACAGCAUCCCACACCACCAGCGGUGGUACAGUGGAUACGGGGUACAUGGAUGUGGGAGAGGUGCGGAGCGAGAGCACAGUGGACACCGGGUACAUGGACGUUGCUGAUGCAAGGAGCACGGGCCCAGCGGAUGGCGGCUAUGCGGAGAUCAGUGACGUGCGUGCAGGCAACGCCACGAGUGGAGACACGGGGUACAUGGACGUGGGAGAGGUGAGACACGGGGCACCGGGCGAUGGCGGGUACGCGGAGGUGGCGAAUGUGCGGGAGGAGGGCUACAUGCAGGCGGGGGACAUGCGGUCUGCUGACAGUGGCGGGUACGCGGAGGUGGCAGAUGUGCGCCCAGAGACAGACGCCUAACUCCCGGCGGAAGGACGCGUGGGCGUAGGCGAGUGAGUGAAUGAGUGUGUUGCAUGGUGUGUGUGUGUGUUGCGCGUUGUGUGUGUAUGAGUGAGUGAGUUGUGUGUGAGUGAGAGAGUGAGUGUUCUCUGUGCGUGUGCGCGGUAAUGAGCGAAUAGCUUGAAGGAUGUUGUUGUCGUGCUUGCAAGUGUUGGUUUGUUUGUUCCCUUUUCUGUCGCUUUCGUUUCAUCCGCUGUUAUCGGAUUCGCUCCUCCCUGUCCCUUUCUCGUUCCGCGACGUCUGGUGUUGCUCAUAUGGACCUCGGUGGAUUCAUUGCAGUUCCGUCGUGUCUGUUCAUCGUUGUCGGCAUGUUCACCACCACACUCAAUACCAGACACAACAUCACGUGCACUCGCCCAAGCAGUGCGUGCCUUGAAGAGAACGUAACAUCA
Molecule: messenger RNA, 1935 nt
Organism: Salpingoeca rosetta
Lineage: Eukaryota; Choanoflagellata; Craspedida; Salpingoecidae
Exons: 2
Coding region: 86-1504 (472 amino acids)
Biological process (GO): regulation of cell differentiation; intracellular signal transduction
Cellular component (GO): membrane
Source: RefSeq, a predicted model, not a curated record